AUUGAACUUUUAACUUUGUUUAUCUUGCUUGCGCAAAUAAGGGAAAAUAUUAUUGUUGCGCGUUAUAGAGUCAAGACAACUCAGUCAUGCGGCGUUGGUUAAUUUAGUCCUCACGCUACAUCCUAACGCAAACGGGUCUUGUAUCCCCGACGAUAGAGCACUGUUCGAGUAAUAACAGUCGUGCAUAGUGUUUAAGCGACAUUUCUCUUCUUGGUUGCUGUAAUGACAAUGUAAAACCGAUAUAAAUAUGUACAUCACAGGAGGCUGGUCGAGAGGUGAUACACGGAAUUUGCUUAAUUCUGGAAUAGCAACAGACAAAAUUAUUAUAACAAGGCUCUAUGCUCCAGCUUACAAUGAAUAUAAUAGCCAAAUCUGGCGAGCAAAUCCUGAGAUGCAGAGACAUUGGGCUGCAUCCUAUCUCCUACCGAUCGGAUCUAUUUUUAUUCUUGGGAUGGUUGUUUUAUUAAUGGUAUUGUUCAAACGAUAUCCAUAUACUGUGGCCGCGAUCGUUGCUGCGAUUCUCGGUAUCAUUAUUGUAGUAACAAUAAUGAUAUCACUCAAUCAUGGACCAAUUUAUACUUAACACACGUAAAGUAAGGUAAUCAAUCGUUGAUUGUAAUGCCCGGAAAAAAAAAAAAAAAAAAAAUCCCAUGUUAAGCCGUAUUAUGCCCGGGAAUUUUGUAACCGUUAUAUACACCGGAUAAAUAAAUAUAUCGUUUUUACUUA
Harpegnathos saltator (Jerdon's jumping ant) is the source of this 726-nucleotide messenger RNA. RefSeq lists its product as uncharacterized. Bases 248 to 583 code for a protein of 111 amino acids. The transcript is spliced from 4 exons. The record is from RefSeq and is a predicted model, not a curated record. NCBI's taxonomy places the organism in Eukaryota, Metazoa, Arthropoda, Insecta, Hymenoptera, Formicidae.